AUGAUUGACGACGAGUACACAUAUGAAGUUAUCACCACGAGAAACGAUGCAUCCCUAUGUGCUCAGCUAGUUGCUGAAGAAUAUGUCGUGCAUAAUCCACUUGCUGCCUUCGAUCAUAUCCCAUCCGAUUGGUUUUUCAACAACGUUUCAUGGCCUUUAUUUGCCGAUGUAGUCGAUGAACAAUUAUCUUUUCUCGUUCGACAUCGUAUUUCAGGCGAAAUUGUUGGCGCAAUUGCAGCUGGUGAUCUGUUUUUAUUCCAUGAGAAACAUCCAUAUGAUCCUACUGGUCCUCCUACAAAAUUUGGUGCUGGUGAUCUAUUCGAUGAACUAGAUCAUCUUUUUAUUUCUCGAGAUUUCGGUCAAGAACUAAAACCCAAUCUAGUCUUACAAAUAACAAUCACAGUAGUUCGUGCUCAACAUUCAGGAAAAGGUGUCGCUAGUCGAUUGAGUAUUGCCAUGUGUGAACAUGCUCGCAAUACUAAAGGAUUUGAAUAUGCAUUCGUUCAAGCAGCACAUCCAGCAACACAACAACUUUAUGUCAAUAAAAUGAGUGGUCAAAUUGUCACGAUAGUCGAUUCAACAACAUGGUUAUGGAAAAAGAAAGAUGACGGAUUGUCACGCCCGUAUAAAGACUAUAAAGGCGGUUUAAUAUCAAAUAUUCUUAUCAAUCUUAAAUCUGAUGUGAACAAAUAA
Messenger RNA from Rotaria sp. Silwood1, 693 nucleotides. Lineage: Eukaryota; Metazoa; Rotifera; Eurotatoria; Philodinida; Philodinidae. The record is from the annotation of a GenBank genome assembly.